AUGGAGCGGUCGCAGAGCCGCCUCAGCCUCUCCGCCUCCUUCGAGGCCCUGGCCAUCUACUUCCCCUGCAUGAACAGCUUCGACGAGGAGGACGCGGAUGGUGAUGGUCGGAGACUGAAAGGAGCCAUCCAGAGGAGCACAGAAACUGGCCUGGCUGUGGAAAUGCCCAGCAGGACUGUCCGUCAAGCCAGCCACGAGUCCAUCGAGGACAGCAUGAACAGCUAUGGAUCAGAGGGAAACUUGAAUUUCAGUGGAGUCCAUCUGGCAUCUGCUGGGCAGUUUAGUGACUUCCUGGGGAGCAUGGGCCCUGCACAGUUUGUUGGCCGUCAGACCUUGGCCACCACCUCCAUGGGGGACGUGGAAAUUGGCUUGCAAGAGCGAAAUGGGCAGCUUGAAGUGGAUAUCAUUCAGGCUCGAGGACUGACACCAAAACCUGGCUCCAAAACACUGCCAGCUGCUUACAUCAAAGCUUACCUGCUAGAGAAUGGAGUGUGCAUUGCAAAAAAGAAGACAAAAGUGGCUCGCAAGUCAUUAGACCCUUUGUACAAUCAGGUGUUACUGUUUGCUGAGAGUCCCCAGGGCAAAGUAUUACAGGUGAUAGUCUGGGGAAACUAUGGACGCAUGGAGCGCAAGCACUUCAUGGGAGUCGCCAGGGUUCUCCUGGAAGAACUGGAUUUGUCAACUUUAGCAAUCGGCUGGUACAAGCUCUUCCCAACUUCCUCGAUGGUAGAUCCCACUACAGGCCCGCUCCUGCGUCAGUCCUCACAGCUUUCCCUGGAGAGCACAGUGGGACCCUGCUGUGACAGGUCUUAGUGAGUAAGGAAGGGGGAACUGCUUUUGUUUUUAAACAUGCUGUCAAGGUUUUGUUUGCUGGAACUCUGACCUCAAGCGCAAUGCAUGUUCAAUCAGUUCUUGUGGAGCUGGAAGAGGAGGAUAAACCAGUGACCUUAGACAGAAGACGAGGGAGAGGGCACUGUGCCCUCUCUGUCCGAGGAGGAGGUGCCAUGGGGCAUGAGUCCUAGUUGUCAAAUUAGACAUACACCUCUUAUUUCACUUCUCUCGCUGUCAUUCUUGGACCCUUGUUUCAGAUCAGUAUUAACCCUGGAAAG
Messenger RNA from Poecile atricapillus (Black-capped chickadee), 1109 nucleotides. RefSeq names its product regulating synaptic membrane exocytosis 4 (gene RIMS4). Gene Ontology annotation, biological process: regulation of membrane potential; calcium ion-regulated exocytosis of neurotransmitter; positive regulation of synaptic transmission. Gene Ontology annotation, molecular function: small GTPase binding; transmembrane transporter binding. The record is from RefSeq and is a predicted model, not a curated record. The transcript has 6 exons. Gene Ontology annotation, cellular component: presynaptic membrane; cytoskeleton of presynaptic active zone. The coding region runs from base 1 to 813 and encodes 270 amino acids. NCBI's taxonomy places the organism in Eukaryota, Metazoa, Chordata, Aves, Passeriformes, Paridae.